GCGCAAGUCGAAGAAGCGGCGCAGCGCGGUAGUGCGGCGUGGUGACCGGCUGCAGCGUGAGACGGCAGACGAGAAGGGUAGAGAAGGGAAGGAUAGGGAAGGGAAGGGAAGGGACGAACUCUGAAGGUGCCGCCGCCGGACACGUACGUCGCGGCGGAGCGUGUGUGCGCGACAACUCCGGUGGACGGCAGAGAGGGAUCGCCGGAGGAUUUUCGUUAUGUAUCGAUUUACCAAGUAAAUACUCUUUCCUCGCGCGUAAAAACGAGGCGGCGAAUGGAGCACGCGGAAUGAGAGUCUGCGGCACCGGUUACGAGACAGUGAGAAGACAUGGAAGUCGCGGUGAUAGAAGUUCUACGACAGGCGAUCAGUCAGGACCCCAACGUCCUGAAGUCUGCGGAGGAAACGCUGAGGCAAUGGGAGACUCAGCAAGGAUUUUAUAUAGCGUUAUAUAAUGUUCUUUCAAAUCAUUCCUUGGCUAUUGAAGUGAGAUGGAUGGCUGUAGUAUAUCUCAAGAUUGGAGUCGAAAGAUACUGGAGGAAAAAUGCACCAAAUGCAAUCGAAAACAAUGAGAAGGAAUUUCUACGACAGCAUCUGCUUAGAAAUUUUGAUGAACCUAUGAGUCCAUUAGCUAUACAAUUAGCAGUUCUUAUUUCCAAAAUAGCAAGGUAUGAUUGUCCCAGAGAGUGGAAUACGCUGGUACCAACAUUGUUGGAAGUUAUAAGACAAGAAAAUCCAUUGGCACAGCAUCAGGCAGUGCUAACAUUGCAUCAUGUUGUCAAGGCUUUGGCAUCUCGACGCUUAUUCGAUGGCCAGAGGAUCUUCCGAGAGUUGGCUGCACCUAUGUUCAAUUUUAUUCUAAACCUAUGGAAUACUUAUACCGAAUCCUUCCUGAUAAUGGCAUCUAAUGGGGCAGACAACAGCCAGACACGAGAAACCUUAGAUAAAGCACUUCUACUAUUAAGAAUACUUAGGCAACUGAUCGUAAAUGGUUUUACUAAGCCAUCCGAAUCUCAAGAUGCCAUGUUGUUUUUGAAAAUCGUUUUCGAGCGUGCAAGGACUUGCCUUGAGUGCCGAAAAACUUUAGCUUCUAGAGGAGUACAAGUGGAUGUGUACGAAAAGUUUAUAAUACAUUUGACCAAAGUUUUAUUAGGAGUCUUAGAAAUGCAUCCAUUUUGCUACGUGGAACUCAUACCGACUUCUUUAGAGUUCUCCGUUUUUUACUGCUUCACAGAAGCUGGCCAAGCGUUAGCAUUUGAAAGAUUUAUUAUUCAGUGUCUAAAUUUAGUAAAGAUGAUUUUAUUAUCGACGAGUUACAGACCAGCUAAAGUUAUUGAAGAGACGAAAGACCCAUUGGUUUUGAGAGCGUGCCAAUUAAGACAAGAAUUUUUUACACCGGACACAUUAACGGAGAUUUGCUCCAGGCUUGUCACGCAUUACUUCAUUUUAACGUCUGCAGAUCUUGAAAUGUGGGAUACUAAUCCAGAAAAUUUUGCUAUUGACGAUGGUGGAGAAUCAUGGAAAUAUAGCUUGAGGCCUUGCACAGAAUCCUUAUUUUUGGCGAUCUUCCAUCACUUUAGAGAUAUUCUUGCUUCAGUUCUGGUUGAUUUGAUGCGGCAGCAUCAUCAACCUGUUGAUCCUAACAACUUACCUGCAAUUCUAGUGAAAGACGCAGUCUACCGUGCGGUUGGUCUGGCUGCAUUCGAUUUAUAUGACGAGGUCAAUUUUGAUCAGUGGUUUUCGACAACUUUAAAAGAAGAAUUAAAGACUCGAAAUAACAAUUAUAGAAUUAUUAGAAGACGUGUGUGUUGGUUAAUUGGUCAAUGGACAAAUAUUAAAUUAAGUGCGGAAUUAAGACCGGAGUUAUACAAGCUUAUGACGGAAGCGUUGAACCCCGAGGAAGACUUGGGAGUUCGUUUAGCAGCGAGCAACGCCUUGAAACUUGCGAUCGAUGAUUUUCAAUUUAAUUCGGAGGAGUUUUCACCUUUCUUGGAGCCAAUCUUUCUUCGACUUUUCGCGCUUCUUAAAGAAGUAAACGAAUGUGAUACAAAGAUGCAUGUGCUGUACGUGCUGUCUUUCAUCAUCGAGCGUGUUGGUAGUGAAAUCAAGCCUCACGUUGGUGCACUCGCCUCGUAUUUACCUGAACUUUGGCAGCAAUCUGAGAUAUACAAUAUGUUGAGGUGUGCCAUAGUAUCAACUCUAAUACACUUGGAAAAGGCUUUAGGUUCCGAGAGCGUUAUUCUGGAGCCAUUAGUGGUAGGCGUCGUGGCUUUGAGUGUCGAUGUUAAUCAAGAAGGACACGUUUAUUUAUUAGAAGACGGAUUGGAACUGUGGGUAGCCUUACUGGAAAAUACGCCUUCUCCGACGCCAGCUAUAAUGGAUCUCUUCAGAAAUAUGCCAGCAUUAUUGGAUCAAUCCACAGAAAAUCUACGUUUAUGUUUGUACAUAAUUCAGGUGUACGUAUUACUGAAUCCACAAGAUUUCUUUACUCAAAGAGGAUCAGUGAUUAUUGAAUCGCUGAAGACGCUUUUCAGUGAUUUGAGGACGGACGGUAGAGUGAUGACACUGAGAUUAUUUGAAAUUUGUCUUAGAGCUUCUCCUCAACAGGGUGCAGAAUUAUUAAAGCCCAUUUUGCCAAGGAUAUUCGAGAGAGUUUACAAUGUCGAAACACAGGCAUCGACCAUGGCUAUGUAUAUGUCUAUAGUCGCGAGAGUUUUAUUAAGUUCCCGUGAUAUUUUUGUACAGGCAAUCAGCGAUCUAGCACAGAGUUUAGGAAACGAAAUAAGAGAAGACGUUGUACUUGGAAAACUUGUACACAGUUGGGUCAAUGCGAUGUCUUUGGUGGCACAGACUGAAAGGCGCAAACUACUGGCCCUUGCGCUCUGUUCUCUCCUCGGUGCAAACAGUCCACCAACGGUUCUCGAAUGUUUCCCGCACAUAAUAUCAAAUAUUGUCGAAACACUUAACGACAUCACCAAGUUUGAUGAUAUGGGUUACCCUGUCGAUUCUUUAAUGAUUACCGAUCAAUCCAGUCCUUCACAUUACGAGAAUGUGGAUUAUGAAACUGAGCAUGCUCAACGACAGAAGAGACUUGUCUUCAGUGAUCCUGUACACAGUAUAUCUUUAAAAGAUACUUUACAAAGUCAGUUGGUCACGUUGCGAAGUAUAGUUGGGGAUCAGCAGUUUGACCAAUUGUUGAGUACUCUUAACUCCGAGAUCGAAGAACAACUCAAGGAUUACAUAUCGCUGUAAGGAAGAAGCAAGAUCAAAACACGUUGCAGGAUGUUUCGACAAAUGCUACAUAACGUAUGAAGCUUUCGGCGCUCCAUUGUAAAACGGUACUAUUUUAUUGUAUAAUAUUACCAUCUGUUUCAUUAUGUACUAAUAAUGAUAAUAAAAGUAAUCUUUGGCCUUGUUUGUUUCUGAA
This is a messenger RNA of Solenopsis invicta (red fire ant), 3424 nucleotides long. It is a transcript of the gene Impbeta11, whose product is annotated as importin-11. The transcript has 18 exons. NCBI's taxonomy places the organism in Eukaryota, Metazoa, Arthropoda, Insecta, Hymenoptera, Formicidae. Gene Ontology annotation, molecular function: small GTPase binding. The record is from RefSeq and is a predicted model, not a curated record. Gene Ontology annotation, biological process: protein import into nucleus. Bases 328 to 3249 code for a protein of 973 amino acids. Gene Ontology annotation, cellular component: cytosol; nuclear envelope.